AUUGUUCUGAACAAUUAGUGCAUCCCUCCAUCAUCUAUGAAUGGAUAGGAACAGUACCGUUAAUGGCUGGAUAUUAUUGGUUUCAACCCAAGUUUAAGUGUAACUAUAAGUUAAGAUAUACUAGUAAAAUGGGCGCGGACUGUAUACAUGGGCAACAAAUACUCAAAAUUCCAGCUUGGUCAGUUCAGAUACAAGCUGCAAAACAAAAACAAAACAAAACCAACCAAUCAACCAAAAACAGGUAAGCCAUCUAUGGCAGCUUGGAAGGUAUUUUGUGGCGUCCUGAUGACUUUCUCAAUUGAUUAAUAAAUGUUUGAAAUUUUAUCAUGGAUUGAUAUUUAUUUUCUUUAAAAAAAGGAAUUAUUUACUCAGAAUUGGGCAGUGCCAGUAAUUCAGAAAUGAUUUCCUUUCUACCAGCUGGCAUAGAUGGUCAACCUGCUUGGCCAACUGAUCCAACAAGGCCAGGGUGACAUGUAAUGGCUAUUUAAAGUGUAAUAUAGCGUUUAAACUAAAUGGAAGCCAAUGAAUAUAAUGAACUGAUGUGAUGAUGCAGUUGUUAAACGAAGAUAAAACUAUGACAUGCUGCUUUCCUCCACAACAAGCGAUGAUCUCGGCCCCGCUGAGUGAAUCAUUUUGCUGCAGUUCGUAUUCUCGCGAGAUUUCAGAGUGGUUAGCGCGCGAAGGGAGGGCGCAGCAGGGAAGUGACUAGUGCCAGGACAGGCACACGGGAGAGUCCUAAAGUUACCCAUAAGCGGAGACAAACUCAUGAAGGACUGCUAAAUUCCAGGACGUUUUGGUGCUCUGAGUGCGAAUUAAACUUGUUACGAGGUGAAAGGUUUGCUGCAGCGCAUCGUGUUCGGCUGACCGUGCACUGGGUUGUUUUUUCACUUAGCUACAUUUCGGCUGCAGGAAACUGAGAGGCGGCUGCGGAGUUAAAGCCGAAGUUUGCGCCUGCCCGCGGGCUCCAGCUCUGCAGGAAUGUCGCAGAAAGAAAGACCCACGUUUUACCGUCAGGAAGUGAACAAGACCGUUUGGGAGGUUCCGGUGCGCUAUCAGAACCUCUCUCCAGUCGGCUCCGGUGCAUACGGAUCUGUGUGCUCAGCACUUGAUGUGAAAUCAAGUUUGAAGGUUGCUGUGAAAAAACUCUCAAGGCCAUUCCAGUCCAUUAUCCAUGCCAAAAGAACCUACAGAGAAUUGCGGCUUCUCAAGCACAUGAAACAUGAGAACGUAAUAGGCUUGCUGGAUGUUUUCACACCUUCCACCACUCUGGAGGAUUUCAGUGAUGUGUACCUGGUGACUCACCUGAUGGGUGCAGACUUGAAUAAUAUAGUGAAAUGUCAGAAGCUGACUGAUGACCAUGUGCAGUUCCUAAUCUACCAGAUCCUUCGAGGACUUAAGUACAUCCAUUCAGCAGAAAUCAUUCACAGAGACUUAAAGCCCAGUAAUUUGGCUGUGAAUGAAGAUUGUGAACUUAAGAUCCUUGAUUUUGGCCUGGCACGGCAUACGGAUGAUGAAAUGACAGGAUAUGUGGCCACAAGGUGGUACCGUGCUCCGGAAAUCAUGCUUAACUGGAUGCAUUACAACAUGACAGUGGAUAUUUGGUCUGUUGGCUGCAUUAUGGCUGAGCUGCUGACAGGGAGAACGCUGUUCCCUGGCACCGACCACAUUGACCAGCUGAAACUUAUAAUGCUGCUCGUUGGAACUCCAGGAGCUGAGCUGUUGAUGAAAAUGUCAUCAGAAUCUGCCAGGAAUUACAUUAAUUCCCUGCCACAGAUGCCUAAAAGGAAUUUUGCUGAUGUAUUUAUUGGUGCCAAUCCUCUGGCUGUGGACCUCCUCGAGAAGAUGCUGGUUUUGGAUACAGACAAGCGAAUAACUGCAGCUGAAGCUCUGGCUCAUCCAUACUUUGCCCAGUAUCAUGACCCAGAUGAUGAACCGGAGGCAGAACCAUAUGACCAGAGCUUUGAGAGUCGAGAACUAGAGAUUGACGAGUGGAAACGUUUGACCUAUGAGGAUGUCAUCAAUUUCGAACCACCUGCCUUUGACGUGGAUGAAAUGGAAUCAUGAGAACAGUUCAGGACUGGAACGUCAGCAGUCUUUCAACUUUGUUAGCACUGUAAUGUUUUGCAGUUCUCUAACCAGACCGACAGUAUGAUUUUUAAGUGCCUGCCACUUUAUUUUCUUCGUUCUAGUCUUUUUAAAAAAUGUUUGUAUAUAAAAAAUGGCAUCUACUGAAUUAGGGAGCAAAACACAUCGAGGCAGAAAAAGGGACAUGAGUUAUAAGUGGAACCUCCAGUAGAGUUGAGUAGCAUUUUUGUUGCCCCCCACCAUGUUUCAGUUUAUUUGUCAUGCAAAUGAACAGACAUGCUAACAAUUUAAAGCUCACACGCACGCAUCAAACCAUCUCAGCUGGCAACAAAGUUUUAUGUUCAUUACACUAUGUCCCAACCCGGCAAACAUUGCAGGUCUGUGGAUUGAGCAUUACAAAAUCCAUUAACACUGGAAAAGUUAGAGAUCUUAUCUGCAAGUUGGAUUUUCAUCCAAAGGCAACAAAACUUUGUCACUGAUAUGACCAAAAUCUGCUUGAAUUAGUGUUUCUAUUGUUCUUACCUAAAUAGAAAAACAAUACUCCUGCCACCAAUGUCUUAUUUGACAUUUCCUGAAUAACGUUUUGCUGAGAAUAAAACUAGCUGGCUAGACCCCUGACCAUAGGUUUGAAAUAAAAUAUAGUUUUCAUUUUUAGAUAUCAAAAAUUUGCAUUUUAUUCUCUGCUAGUAGGAAUAUGUUUUAGAACAAGGUACUGAGACACAUGUAGCUAUAUUCUCAUGUUUUGUUGAACAGUUCAUUGUAUGUGCAUUAACGUAUGCACACAAGCUUCGCUAGAGACAUUUUGUCAAUCCAGGGGAGACCCCUGUAAAAUUCCCAAAAAAUAUUUUAAUGUGUGCCAUUUAGUUUAACUACAGUGAUUCUGCCAUUAUUUAGAAGAAUUUAUUGGCACCAGUGACAAGGUUAUUCCUUGUAUCUUUUUCAUCUUCUUUAUAUUUUAUGGUGUGUUUACCCUUCUGAGCUGUCACUGUGUGCAAGACUGUAAGACAGAUGGAAAGAAUGUGGCUGCAUGAUGUGAAUGGGGUUUUUCCUCUUGUGUUUUUGAGCUGUCAUUUAUGAAAUUAUGAAAUGUAUGUCAAUAUUGUACCAGUGUGAGAUAUUUAUAUACUGCAGAGGUGAUAUUAACUGGAGUGGCUGCUUCUGUCUGCUUUAUUUCCUACAUCAGACUGUAGAGAAUAUAAUCAAAUGAGCAUUGUUUAUUAAAGAAAAUAAAGGCAGAUAUUUUUCAGAGA
Messenger RNA from Hemibagrus wyckioides, 3335 nucleotides. It is a transcript of the gene mapk14a, whose product is annotated as mitogen-activated protein kinase 14a. Bases 979 to 2064 code for a protein of 361 amino acids. The record is from RefSeq and is a predicted model, not a curated record. The transcript is spliced from 12 exons. Gene Ontology annotation, cellular component: cytoplasm; nucleus. Gene Ontology annotation, biological process: intracellular signal transduction; protein phosphorylation. Gene Ontology annotation, molecular function: MAP kinase activity; ATP binding. Lineage: Eukaryota; Metazoa; Chordata; Actinopteri; Siluriformes; Bagridae.